AUGGCGUCCAAGGUCCGACCAGCAUUAUCAGAUGAUGAACUUGUGGAUAUCUUCAUGGGUACGCUCCAAGGGAUGUAUUAUGAGAAGAUGAUUGGAAGUUCGUAUACAAACUUCGUAGAUAUGGUAACUAUUGGUGAACAUGUAGAUAAUGGGCGGAAAUCAGGAAAGAUCACAGAUACAACCGCUCUACAAACAACGAACAAGAGGUCGCAUGGGGGCUUCGCAAAGAAGAAAGAGGGGGAGGCAAAUGUUGUGACGGCAAAUGCCCACCCCAAUAUCAGUUUCCGAUGGCCCCUAUGUCGUACUAUCCAUAUUCGUAUGUCGCUGCAACUCAGUAUCAACAACCACAAUGUCAAUAUCAACCGCAGAAAGGUACCGUAUGCAGAACUGAUGCCAUAUUUGAUCCACGUAGGCGCUAUCGUACAGAAGGAAAUACCUGCAGCCUCUCCUCCGUUCCACCCUAAGCAUGAUCCUAAUCCUUCGUGUGCUUACCACGCCAAAUUUAUAGGGCAUUCUACAGAGGACUGUUGGACCCUCAAAUAUAAGGUCCAAGAUUUCAUUAAUCAGGAGAUCCUGUCCUUCUCUGAGGAAAAACCCAAUGUGAAUAUGAAUCCCCUGCCCAAUCAUGGUAGUUCAGAAGUCAAGGCCGUAGUCGAAGAGGAAACAACUGAGUCCGUACUGAGAGUCGAUGAUGUAAAGACUCCGCUGUUAGUUGUAUUGAAGAAACUUGAUCAGUUUUGGUUUCUAACAAUUAUACAUGAUGAUUGUGCAGUAUGUGAGUAUGACCUAGACAAUUGCGAUGAGUUAAAAGGUUGUAUGCAAGAGCUAAUGGAUCAGGGUUUGAUACAAUUCUCCAAGUCCAAGGCAGUAGAGGAAGUUGCAAUAAUCGAACCAACUAUCAUUAUGUAUAGGAAGAAGAAGGUUAAAGCUCCUCCCAAGAGGAUUCAACCAAUUCGUUUUCGUGUUCCCAGUCUGUUUCCAUAUAAGAAUACCAAGGCAGUGCCUUGGAAUUAUGAAACGACAACAUAUUUGGGAGGAAAAGAAAUUCGUAUUCCUGACAUUGAAAUCAUCAACAUCGUUGGAGCGGGAGGCAUGACUCGCAGUGGCCGUGUAUUCGCUCCAAAAUACACUCCUAGAGUGUCUCCAUCACCCACAGUUAUCCCGCAUAAGGAGAAGGUCAUUCCUACUCCAACUCCGCAGGCAAGGGCAACUGUACCUGCCACUCCGAACAUGACAAUUGUUCUAGUGCCGACGAAUGUUAUUGAUAACAAAUCUGCAGAAUCAGAAGUGUCUAAAGGUAAAGGGCCGAUGGUUGAGAAUGAGAAAGUUGAAGAUCACAAGAAGAGCAUCACUUUUGAGGAAAGCCAGGAAUUCCUCAAAUUGAUCAAGAAGAGUGACUUCGAGAUCGUCGACCAGUUGAACCAGACUCCCUCCAAAAUAUCCAUUUUGUCUUUGCUGUUGAGUUCUGAGGUUCACCGUAAAGCAUUGCUGAAAGGUCUGAAUGUCGCUCAUGUGAUGUAA
Lathyrus oleraceus (garden pea) is the source of this 1521-nucleotide messenger RNA. RefSeq lists its product as uncharacterized. Bases 1 to 1521 code for a protein of 506 amino acids. The transcript has 2 exons. The record is from RefSeq and is a predicted model, not a curated record. Lineage: Eukaryota; Viridiplantae; Streptophyta; Magnoliopsida; Fabales; Fabaceae.